Messenger RNA from Spea bombifrons (plains spadefoot toad), 3628 nucleotides. RefSeq names its product Sad1 and UNC84 domain containing 1 (gene SUN1). Bases 196 to 2952 code for a protein of 918 amino acids. The transcript is spliced from 23 exons. The record is from RefSeq and is a predicted model, not a curated record. Gene Ontology annotation, molecular function: protein-membrane adaptor activity. Gene Ontology annotation, cellular component: nuclear envelope; meiotic nuclear membrane microtubule tethering complex. NCBI's taxonomy places the organism in Eukaryota, Metazoa, Chordata, Amphibia, Anura, Pelobatidae. Gene Ontology annotation, biological process: nuclear envelope organization.
UUGUUGAGGCUGGGAAGCCAUUUUGGGAUUUUGCAACCGUGUGGAAUAGGAAAUUACUGUCAACUUGCAACUUGUGGGCAGCCUGAGCUGCAGGAUGGAAGGGCCUGGGAUAUAGAGCGACCCCCGCAGCCACUCUGGAGAUGCCCCUUAGCGGAUACUGCCUUUCGGAGAGCUAGUAUGAUCUGAUCGGUGAGAAUGGAUUAUUCCCAUCUCCACACGUAUGCUCCCCCUCAGUGUCUGCCAGAGAACACUGGCUACACCUAUGCGCUAAGCUCAAGUUAUUCUUCCGAGGCCCUCAACUUUGAAACCUUGCAUAAGUUGGAUCCCGUUUUUGAUUCACCAAGAAUGUCGCGGCGGAGUCUGCGUUUGAUUACUACAGGGAGCUAUGCUGAUGAUCUGCAUAACGACAGCAUUAUCUCCAGUGCGUCUUAUUCCGGAAACGUGUCGUACACCGGCAGCGUGUCCUCAAAGGACAGAUCCUUCAACAGAUCUCUUCGGCAACAACAUAACACUAGCAAGCAAUCCUCAUCCAGCUCUCAUCAGUCUGCCACGAAGAAGUCUCUCAUCAACUCGUCCUUCCUCAGCCAGAACAGUUACAGCAGUCAUGCCGCCGAUGCCUCUGUCUUGUCCUCUGUGCUGGAUGAAUCCUUGAUCCGGGAACAGACUGAAGUGGAUCACUUGUGGGGGCUAGAUGACGAUGACCCAAAAGGUGGGGAUACAACAGUGAUUCAAGCCAAUGGAGAAUUAAACUCUGCACAGACACAAACUACCAUGAUAAAUGGAUACACUUGCAAUGACUGUAGUAUGCUGUCUGAAAGAAGUGACGUCCUCACUGCAUUUUCUGCAUCUCGUGCAACACCUGCACACAUACACACUGCCUCGACAAAAGUCUACACCAGGGACCGGGCCCAGAAGCACAAGUCAAGAGAAAUGCCUUAUUACGUGAAUAAGGCUUUGCUGCUGGUCAGAACGUCUGCUAUGACUAUAGCAGCUCUGUUAUUGAACCUUUUUCAUACGGCCAUGUUGAAGCUUGGUUAUGAGUUCAAAGCUCAUUCGAAUUACUGUGGAAGUAUGAAUGUGAGAGACUAUCUAAAAGAGGAUGGACAGCUCCGUGUAAACGGGGAAUCCUUGUGUGAUGACUGUAAAGGGACGAAACACCAUGAAACUCACACAACUGUCCUCACGCAAUCGUCACGGGCUAAGAGGGUGACGGGGUCCAUAUGGCACAUCUUUUCUUAUGCAGGCUACUUUUUGCAACAAGCCGUGCGAAGCGUUGCAGCUGCUGGAUGGUUUGUAUCCAGGAAGGCGUUGUCGUUUCUUUGGUUGGCCAUUGUAUCACCAGGAAAAGCAGCGUCUGGAAUGUUUUGGUGGCUGGGCACGGGAUGGUACCAGCUUGCCACGCUGGUCUCUUUGUUAAAUGUUUUUUUUCUAACCAGAUGCCUUCCAAAAGUACUCAGAUUGCUGCCUCUGCUGAUUCCUUUACUACUAUUAUUGGGUCUGUGGUUCAUGGGCUUCGGCGGUUUGUGGUCAUUGCUUCCGGCAUUUGGUGGGUUAAGAAUGGAUGCUGUGCAGACUGCAGAAGAUACAGUUCCGAUCCUCAAGCCCACAGCAGAUAUCCCUGUGCCCAGCCAGGACACACAGGAGACAGAUCUUCACAUGGCCGGUACAAUCAAAGAGCUGGAAUAUAAGCUGAGGCUUAUGGCCAUGAAUCACAGCCAUCAUGUAAAGGACCACGACAAACUGGCACUCUUGGUGCAGAACAUUCAAGAACGGGUUGGGCAGAUGAGCGACCAGGACCUGAUAUCCGGACUAAUCACCAAGAUGCUAAAUGAGCGUUUUGCAACACUAACGGAUAAAAAGGAACACGCCACGGAUGGAUUCCACUCCACUAGCUCAGAUCAUGAAGCUCGUAUCUUGCGUUUGGAGACACUCCUGGGAAAACUUUCAGAGGCAAUAGAAGAAGACCGGAAACUGUUAAGGACAGGAAGUGGAGCAGACACUGAAGAUCAGGGCUUUCUUAGGCAAAAGAUUCAAAACCUGGAGCAAGAGUUUGCUGCGUAUAAAGCUGAAUUUGUAAAAGAGAAGGCGGCAAAGACCAGCUGUGCCCUACCAGAUUGUGUUCUUCAGAAGGUGGAUGCAAGAGUCAGAGAGUCCGUUGAAAUGAUGUUUAGUAGCCAGGAGAACCUGCCAGAAUCUUUCCUGCAUUGGCUAUCUGCAAACUACUUAAGCAAGGCUGACUUUAAUACCAGACUCCAGGAACUUGAGCUCCAAAUCCUUAAGAACAUUUCACACCAUGUAUCGAUCACCAAACAAGUGCCGUCUGCAGUAGUGAUGGAGAGAGCAGUGUCUGGAGGCAUAUCAGGCAUAACGGAAGAGGAAGCCCAUGUGAUUGUCAAAAAUGCUUUGAAACUAUACUCUCAAGACCGAACUGGCAUGGUCGAUUUUGCAUUGGAGUCAGGAGGAGGAAGCGUCCUGGGCACUCGUUGUUCUGAGACCUAUGAAACGAAAACGGCACUUAUGAGUCUGUUUGGGGUUCCGUUAUGGUAUUUCACACAGUCCCCCAGAGUGGUAAUACAGCCGGAUAUGUAUCCUGGAAAUUGCUGGGCAUUUAGAGGCGCUCAAGGUUACCUUGUUGUUAGACUUUCAAUGAUGAUUUACCCAACAUCUUUCUCAUUGGAGCACAUACCAAAGUCCCUCUCCCCAACGGGCAACAUCACAAGUGCACCUAAAGACUUCGCUGUAUUCGGACUUGAAGACGAGUAUCAAGAAAACGGCACUCUGCUGGUUCACUCACUAUAUGACCAUGAAGGAGAACCACUGCAGAUAUUCCCGGCGAUGGAAGGGAAUGAGAAGCCUUUCCAGAUUGUGGAACUUCGCAUCUACUCCAAUUGGGGCCAUACAGAUUAUACAUGUCUUUAUCGCUUCAGGGCUCAUGGAACGCCUGUCCAAUAAAUACAGGUGUUGCUCGGAUGUAUGUAUCUAUGUAAAUACAAACCUGGAACACUGGAAUAAAUCUGGAAUUUGGAUCAGAGGUAUAUGCUGUAAUAAAGUUUCCAGCUAAAAAAAAAUGCCCAGUAAAGGGAUUAAUAGAGCAAAAACGGAUUACUAAACCAAUUUGAUUUGCACUUAUCUGUUGCCAGCUCAUUUUAGUUUGUCUCCACGUUCGGUUAAAUGCUGCAUGUAAUCCACUAAGGAUGGAAAGGCCAGUUAGUGGGAGAUCUUUAAAAGACCCCUGUGCUGUAGUGAGCUCUUUAAGGUGCAUCUUGUCUUGCUCAUUGGAGCUGUAGUUUGGGGGUUCUUCCCAGUGCAGGGUUUAUUGUUGAAAUCGGUAUUUUAGAUGUACCUUUUCAUUCUCUAGGGCUGCGCUUCGGUGUCUAGACAUUUGUAUUCGCCAUGGGAAAAGUGUAAGAAAUGGUGGCCUAUAUAACGCUGUACAUGGCAUUCGUUCUGUAAUUGAGAAUAUGCAGCUUCCAUUGCUUGGAGGGCCCCAUAAGAUAUUAAUAAAGAUAUUAAUGUCCAUAUGUAAUGAUAUUCCCUACUUCCCUAAAAACAUUUUUAAACGGAAGCAGGUGAAUUCUGACAAGUUAAUCCUUCAUAUGCAGUUAAUAUCCUUAUUUAUCCAGUGGCG